This is a messenger RNA of Triticum urartu, 1511 nucleotides long. RefSeq names its product acetylajmalan esterase. The record is from RefSeq and is a predicted model, not a curated record. Gene Ontology annotation, molecular function: hydrolase activity, acting on ester bonds. NCBI's taxonomy places the organism in Eukaryota, Viridiplantae, Streptophyta, Magnoliopsida, Poales, Poaceae.
GCGAGCACAAACUCCUCACCCAUCGUUCGACCAGCUCAUCGAGUCCUGUCGAGAUACGCACUCACAGCUCUCUCCGACCCACCACUGUUUUCUCCAUGGCUUCCUCAACGGCUUUCCUCCUCCUCCUCGUCGCUGCUUUGCACGUGUGUUGCUGCCACGCGCAAGGCGGCGACGACGGCGCCGUGUCGGCGAUCUACAGCCUCGGCGAUUCCAUCACGGACACGGGGAACCUGGUCAAGCAGGCGCCGCCCGGCGCCUUCGAGACCAUCAAGCACCUCCCCUACGGCGUCACCUUCGGCCACCCCACCGGCCGAUGCUCCGACGGACUCCUCAUGAUCGACUUCCUCGCUCAGGACAUGGGCCUCCCGUUCCUCAACCCGUACCUGGCCAAGAACAUGAGCUUCGACCAUGGAGCCAACUUCGCCGUCGCUGGAGCCACCGCCAUGGACCCCGCCGACCAGUUCAACGGGAGAUUCUCCAUGCCUUUCACCGCAAAUUCCCUCAAGCUGCAGCUCAGGUGGUUCAAGGACUUCAUGAAGUCCACCUUCAACACCGACGAAGAAAUUCGCAAAAGGCUCCAAUCAUCUCUGGUUUUGGUCGGGGAGAUCGGAGGAAACGACUACAACUUCGCCUUGUUCUGGAAUAGGAAUGUCAGCGAGGUGGAGAAACUCAUCCCAUCCGUCGUUCAGACCAUCAUCGACGCCACCAAAGAAGUGCUGGACAUGGGCGCGGGCAGAGUCAUCGUCCCGGGCAACUUCCCCAUCGGCUGCCUCCCGAGCUACCUCACCGCGAUGGCCUCGCCGGAGCAGUCGGCCUACGACUCCGCAGGCUGCCUCAAGGACCUCAACCUCUUCGCUGCCAAGCACAACGCGCAGCUACAGCGAGCCGUGGCCGGUCUCCGGGCGUCGUACCCCGACGCGGCCAUCGCCUACGCCGACUACUUCAACUCCUUCCUCAGCCUCCUCAAGGGCGCCCCGGCGCUCGGUUUCGACGAGGAUAGCACACACAAGGCGUGCUGUGGCGCCGGCGGCAAGUACAACUAUGACGAGAGGCGGGCGUGCGGCGUGGAGGGGGCCGCGGUGUGUGCGGACCCAUCGGCGUACGUGAGCUGGGACGGCAUCCACAUGACCCAGGCGGCGUACAAGGCCAUGUCCAGGCUCAUCUAUCAUGGGAGGUACCUUCAGCCGCAGAUACUCAGCUUCCCGGAGAAGAAUGGGCAGACAUGAUAAACUGUUUGACUCUCCCCUAGACUAGACGAUGGAAAGCCUCAUCGCAACGGACGAUGCUUCGGUGCCUUAAGGCACCUAUCUUUAUAUCUAUAACAUGUAGGUUCAACAGGUGGCUGGUCCACAUGUCAGUGACCCAAAGACAGGUGCAUUCCCACUGCAACAGUUUGAGCCUUCGAUGAGUUCUUCCAUGGCUAUGCCGCCAUAUGCUACAUAUGCGCUCUGCACUAUGUAUCCAGAUUAAACUACUCCGAGCUAAAGUCAAAGUAAAGAUGCAGUUUAGCA